Volvox carteri f. nagariensis is the source of this 969-nucleotide messenger RNA. RefSeq lists its product as uncharacterized. The coding region runs from base 1 to 969 and encodes 322 amino acids. The record is from RefSeq and is a predicted model, not a curated record. Lineage: Eukaryota; Viridiplantae; Chlorophyta; Chlorophyceae; Chlamydomonadales; Volvocaceae. The transcript has 8 exons.
AUGGAUUACGACAUUCAACAGCGCUAUAUGCCAUUCUGCACACGACGCUGCAGGCGUGGGCUGGGCUUCUAUCCGUACGGCACACCCAAUGCAACCCUCUCGACGCCCUUCACACCCUCCGGUAUGCUGCUCAAGGCGGUCUUAAUUGUGGGCGCCCGGGCCCUUCAGGGUGCGAACUCGAAGCCCCAAAAUGCACCAGGAGGGCCCUCCGUUCCGAACGGCAAUCAGGGCUGGGGCCAUCUGAACAUGGCUGGCUCACUGCCAUUGGCGGGUUUCACCGACCCACGGGUCCAUCUUCAGCUGCUGGACCGCGGAGAGUUCUCCUUCCCAGGGCAGGCUGUGGCGGCCAGUGGCAUCGUGGCGACGGGCACAGGCCCCAUCUCCAUAGUGUUGACCUACUAUGAUUACCCAGCUGACAGUAACGCCGGUCAAGCGCUUGUCAACGACCUGGACCUGUUUGUCUAUGUCGACGACUGGGAGUACAUUGGCAACAACGACGAAAAUGCAGCUAACCCCGUUGUCGACAGCGUCAACACCGUUGAGCGGGUGCUGCUCACGUCGCCUCCUGCCGGGGCCUCUCUUCACAUUGUGGUGGUGGCGUCGAACCUGCCCUCCCUGAUAUUUGACUCUACCACACCUCAGCGUUGGGCGGUGGCGGUGGUGGGCCACUUCACCGGGAACCUGCAGUCGGAGCUCAACCCCUUCUGGGCAAAGUGGCAGGGCAGGCCCACCUCCAGCCCCACGUCCGCCGCCAUCACCAUAUCCGUCCCUGGACCCGCCGCCUCAACGACCUCAUUCACCACCCUCACCCACGCGACCUUCCCCGCCACCGCCCACCCAGCCCACCAAAACCAACACCCCCAGGGCUCUGACAAGGUUGAACCAGCCGCAGCCCUUGUUGAUGCAGCUCCUUUAUGUCGCUCUGCUGCUGAAGGAAGCGUCAAAGUUUUGUCGCCCUCCUCCCGUUAG